AUGGGUAUUCUCCGCCGCGGUAUUCCGCCUCUGCACCGGAGUAUCACGAAAUGCAUCUCCAACUUGACCACCACGGCACAAGCUGCCAUUCACGCAAAGCCGGCCAAUAUCAACUCCAACACAACCCCUGCCUCCCCACCUCUACCUCCCAGCACCAUUCCCAACCCCAGCAACUCCAUGCCCCCCGGCUUCAACGCCUCGGUCGCCAACCUCCCAAUCUUCACCCUCCCGUCGCGCGUCACACCGUCCUCCCGCAGCGACGCCGCCCUCGGCAAAGCGCUGGUCGACGCCUGGCGCCGCGACGGCAUCAUCCAGAUUGCCAUGGACCGCGGCCAGCGCCAGCUCUGGGUCGACGCCCAGGCCGCGAGCCGCGCCUUCUUCCGCCGGCCACACCGCGAGAAGACGGUGUGCGUCGACGACCGGAGCUACGCCGGAUACAUUGCCUCGGGGGAGGAGAUCACGGACGGGGUGGCGGAUUAUUCUGAGGUUUUUACGGUUACCAAGGAUCUUGGGGUUGAAGACCCGCGGGUGAGGGCGGGUUGGCCUUGUCAUGGGCCUUGUCCGUGGCCCGCGGGUGGGAUGAAGGAGGUGAUGACUGCUUUUGAGGGGAGGAUGGGUGAGGAGGGGGAGAAGUUGCUGAGCUUGGCUGAGUUGGGGCUGGGUGUGCGAGAGGGGGCGUUGACGGGAUAUACGAGGGAAUGGUUGGCAUCAUAUGCGGGUACUUCGGGCAGAGGCAUCGGCUCCCAUACAGAUUACGGUCUGCUUGUGAUCGCGGCACAAGAUGAGAUUGGAGGCCUCUUCAUCCGCCGCCCCAAUCAAGACGAAAAGUUUGCCAACUGGGAAAAGAGCGCGGCUGGUUUGAAUGAAGAUGAUGAAAACUGGGUGUACGUCCCUCCCGUUGAGGGCGUACAUACCGUCAUUCUCGGAACCUUAGGCGACAUGAUGCAAUAUCUUACACACGAUUACCUCAAGGCGACGCCGCACAAGGUCGGCCUCAACACACGAGAGCGCUUUUCGAUCGCUUACUUCCACGAGCCCAACUUUCAGGCUGUCAUCAAGCCUCUGGAGGAAGUCGGCGGUGGUAUAGGACAACCGGUCGUGAAUGACGUCGAGGGUAUCCACUACGGGACACACUUCACUAACAUGUUCUUGCGGAGCUAUCCCGACCGGAUCACCACGCAUCGAAUUUUAGCUGAAGAUCGGUGUGAUUUACUGAAGAAGCCGGAGCUUCGUCUGGCUGGGGCUAUUCCUGCAUGA
This is a messenger RNA of Chaetomium globosum CBS 148.51, 1257 nucleotides long. RefSeq lists its product as uncharacterized. The record is from RefSeq and is a predicted model, not a curated record. NCBI's taxonomy places the organism in Eukaryota, Fungi, Ascomycota, Sordariomycetes, Sordariales, Chaetomiaceae. The coding region runs from base 1 to 1257 and encodes 418 amino acids. Gene Ontology annotation, molecular function: dioxygenase activity. The transcript is spliced from 4 exons.